Messenger RNA from Trichomonas vaginalis G3, 1071 nucleotides. Its product is annotated as protection from non-homologous end joining at telomere. NCBI's taxonomy places the organism in Eukaryota, Parabasalia, Trichomonadida, Trichomonadidae. Gene Ontology annotation, biological process: interstrand cross-link repair; double-strand break repair via nonhomologous end joining; protection from non-homologous end joining at telomere. The record is from RefSeq and is a predicted model, not a curated record. Gene Ontology annotation, molecular function: 5'-3' DNA exonuclease activity; damaged DNA binding. The coding region runs from base 1 to 1071 and encodes 356 amino acids. The transcript has a single exon.
AUGGAAGGAAAUUCGAAAGACGAACUGAAAUUGCCUCCAGCUCGAGCACUUGUUCCUGGAACUGAUUUCACAGUUGAUUGGCAUUGCAAAACUGAUCCAAAAUAUGUGCAUUCAUUCCUUUCACAUGCACAUUCGGAUCAUAUUGCAGGAAUUCCUUCUUUUAAGCCACCUAGAGUUCUUCAUUGCACGCCAAUUACCGCAAAAAUCAUACUUUUGAGGUAUCCUAGACUUGCAAAAUGCAUUCAAAUUCACGAAUACAAUUCAGAGUUUAUUAUAGAUGCUAUUACUAUAAGAAUUAUUAAUGCAAAUCAUACUCCCGGUAGUUGUAUGUUCUUAUUUGAAACUCCUCUCGGAAGAAAAAUUUUACAUACAGGAGAUUUUCGCGCAGACAAUACAUUAAUCGAAUCAAUUAAGAAAUUCUGUCCUGUUAAUCAAUUGUUUAUAGAUUGCACGUAUGCUACAUCAAAAUUACUGUUUUUAUCAAGACAAGAAUGUAUUAAUUGGACGAUAGAAAGAGUAAUCGAAAAUAUGAAGUCAAACACACUAACAUUAAUAGGAACUUAUACUCUUGGCAAGGAAGAACUUGUUCUAGCCAUAUCAAACAAAUUAAGUAUUCCAAUAUACGCUCCAAAAGAUAGAUAUAAAGGUAUUGUUGAGAUGAUCAAAUGUGGUUAUUGCAGUGAAUCAUGCUUUACUAACGAUCCUACCAAAACUCGUGUUUAUCUCGUACCAAUAAUGGAUUGCAAUAGUGUUUCUGCUUCUGUUUGGGCGAAACAGAAUGGGUAUUCGUCAGUUUGUGCUAUUGCCGCUACAGGAUGGAGUGGAAAAGCAGGUUGGAAAAAUCCACAAAUUACGUAUCAAGGACCAAUUAAAGUUACACUUUAUGAAGUUCCUUACAGUGAUCACUCAUCACCUCAGGAGCUAUUAAACUUCGUCAAAGUUGUAAAACCAAAAAAAUUGGUUUCUACAACUUCAAGAUCACAGAAAGAAGAAGAUAAGAUUCAGCAAAUGUUCCUUCCAUUUAUUAGAAAAGAGAAAAGCCGCGGUUUCAUUGACUUUUACACAAAAUAA